Messenger RNA from Misgurnus anguillicaudatus (oriental weatherfish), 5186 nucleotides. NCBI's taxonomy places the organism in Eukaryota, Metazoa, Chordata, Actinopteri, Cypriniformes, Cobitidae. The record is from RefSeq and is a predicted model, not a curated record.
UUCAUGUUAUUUAUGAGGUGUUGUCAUUUUUACUUUCACUUUCACGUGUUUCUUCCAUCUGCCGUCGGUGUCGCCAUUUCUCAUUUCACCCGUUUUUGUGCGUACGCCUGGGUCAGAGCUUGCGUGACGGACAGCACAUUUUCCCGUCAAGUUUGCUUUUUAUAAAUAACAACUAUUGCGUAGAGAGUGGCGUACGCCUUCUUUUGUGCGUACGCAACGUUUAUAAAUGAGGCCCCAGGCGCGCAUUGCGCACUCGUGAACUCAAAUCGAAAGUAAAGGUGAAGAGUGCAGACAUUUUGCGAUCAUUUAUACGGCGCCAUUUAACAGUCAACCUUUUUAAAUGUCUCAUGUGAACACUAAUGCCAAUACCAAAGGGCUUUCGACUUCUGCACUUCAGAGUGAGUAACCUGCGAUUGAAAUUCGAGAUCUGAAAUAAGUCUCUAAUGGAGUCCCAUGUGUCACCUCCGUCACCCAGUGCUUUGUCACUGAAGAGUAAUGAUUCUAUGGGCCGUAAAAUAGAGUUUAAACAGCAGGAUAAAAACACCUUUGACCUCAGCAUUGAGAAAGAAGAUAAACUCCAGGUUCAGUCCAGUUGUUGUGGAUUAUGUAAAGAAGUUAUGAGAAAUCCAGUCACUAUUACCUGUGGAGACAGUUUUUGCAGACAUUGUAUAAGCAGUUACUGGGAUAAGUGUGGACAAUCUGAAGACAUUUGCUGUCCACAGUGCAGAAAAAUGUUUAGGACACGCCCUGUUCUACACAAUGUCAAAGGAGGCAUCAGCCCUCACAGUUUUGCUCAUUGCAGCACAGCAGCUACCAAUGAUGAUCCAUGUGACGCUGGCACAGAAGUGCAGGAUGAUUCAUACAAAUCAGUGAUUGAAAGGGUCAAAACCGCUCACAAAAACCACAUGAAGGGCCAUUAUGAGAGCUUUUUUGAAGGGAUCAAAACACAAGAGAGUAAAGUCCUGCUGAACAGCAUUUACACAGAGCUUUACAUCAUGGAGGAAGAUAAAGAAGACCCAAAUGAUCCACAUGAAGUUUUGCAGAUGGAGAAAGCACCUAGGACAAAAUACAGAGAAGACACUCCAAUCAUGUGCAAAGACAUCUUCAAACCAUUAUCUGAACUAAGACAUGAAGAUAACAGAAAGCACAAUGAAAUACAUAUAAAGACUGUGCUUACUAAAGGGAUUGCUGGAAUUGGAAAAACAGUCUCUGUGCAGAAGGUUGUUCUGGACUGGGCAGAGGGAAAAGCCAAUCAGGAUGUAGACUUCAUAUUUGUGCUUCAAUUUCGAGCUUUAAACCUAGUUAGAGAUAAACAGUACAAUCUAUACCAACUUCUGCUUAACUUUUAUCCUGAACUCAAAGAUCUGGAUGCUAAGAUGUUCAAUAUGUGUAAUAUAGUUUUCAUCUUUGAUGGUCUGGAUGAAAACAAAGUUUCACUGAUGUUCUCAGAUUGUGGUAAAGUAUCUGAUAUGACUAUGACAUCCUCACUCUGUGUGCUGAUAACAAACCUGAUCAAAGGAGAGCUGCUUCCCUCUGCACGUAUAUGGAUAUUGUCCAGACCAGCAGCAGCCGGUCAGAUCCCUUCUGAAUACAUCAACAGGAUGACAGAGAUUCAAGGGUUUAAAGACAAUCAGAAAGAGGACUAUUUCAGAAAGAAAAUCAAGGAUCCAGAUCAAGCCAACAAAAUCAUCUCACACAUUAAAACAGCGAGAAGCCUGCAUAUUAUGUGUGGUAUACCGGUCUUUUGUUGGAUCUCAGCCACAGUGCUUCAGAAAAUGCUUGAUGAAUGUGACUGUAAAGAAAUCCCUAAAACAUUGACAGCGAUGUACAUACAUUUCCUGUUAAUUCAGACAAAUACAAGGAAUGAGAAGUUUGGUGAGAAAGAUGGGAAAGAUAUAAGGGAAGUCAUCAACACAAACAGAGAAGAGAUUCUGAAGUUUGCUGAAUUGGCUUUCAGGCAGCUGAUAAAAGGUAAUAUCAUGUUUUAUGAGGAGGACCUGGACGAGUGUGGCAUAGAUCCUGUUCGUGACCUGCUGUAUUCCGGGAUCUUCAAAGAGAUCUUAAAGGGGGAGUCUGUCCUUAAUGAGAGAGAGGUCUUCUCUUUCAUACAUUUGAGCUUUCAGGAGUUUCUUGCUGCACUGUAUGUGUUUUACUCGUUUUUAAUGAAGAACUUUGAUACACUGCAGAUUUUUCUGGAGGAAAAAUUGAAGGGGGGUAGAUCUGAGAAGCACAAUCUCUUUUGGCUUCUCAAAAUCACUGUUGAUAAAAUCAUACAGAGUAAACAUGGAAAUCUAGAUCUUUUCCUCAGAUUCCUGCUGGGCAUCUCACUGGAGUCCAACCAGAAACUAUUACAGGAUCUGUUGCCACGCACAGAGAGCAACAUCAAAAGCACAGAUGAAACCAUCAAGUACAUUAAAGACAAAAUCACAAAUGUAAGAACCAAUUCAGAGCGUCUCUCGGCUGACAGAGCAAUCAAUCUGUUUCUCUGUCUGCUUGAAAUGAAUGACGAGUCUCUGUACCAGGAGAUUGAGACGUUUCUGAAAUCAACAAAACGUUCACAGAAACUCUCGCCAGCUCACUGCUCAGCCAUAGCCUACAUGCUUCAGAUAUCAGAGCAGGUCCUGGAGGAGCUGGACCUCAAGUCAUACAACACAACAGAGGAGGGCAACAAGAGACUUUUACCAGCACUGAAAAAUAGCAGAAAAGCACAACUGGCUGAUUGCAAUUUAAAGUAUCAGUGUUGUGAAAGUGUGGCCUCAGCUCUACAGUCAUCAAACUCUCACCUGGUCGAAUUGGACUUGAGUAACAAUGACCUGCAGGAUCUAGGGGUGGAGUUUCUCUCUGAUGGAAUGAAGAGUUCAAACUGUCAACUACAAAUACUAAGACUGGCAAUAUGUAGUCUCACUGAUGAGAGCUGUGAACAUGUGGCAUCCUUUCUACAAUCAACAAACUCCCCCCUGAGAGAACUGGACCUCAGUAAUAAUGACCUGCAGGACUCUGGGGUGAAGCUGCUGUCUGAUGGACUGCAGAGUUCACACUGUCAACUAAAGAUACUGAGGAUGUCAAGCUGUCAUCUAACUGAUCAGUGCUGUGAAAGUUUAGCCUCAGUUUUGCAAUCAGAAAACUCCACCUUGAGAGAGCUGGACCUGAGUAACAAUGACCUGCGGGACUCAGGAGUGAAGCUGCUAUCUGAUGGAUUGAAAAGUCCUCAUUGUCAGAUAGAGAUACUGAGAUUAUCUGGCUGCAUGGUGACAGAGGAAGGCUGUUCUUGUCUGGCUUCAGCUCUGAGUUCAAACCCCUCACAUCUAAGAGAGCUGGAUCUUAGCUACAAUCACCCAGGAGACACAGGAGUGAAGCUGCUCUCUGCUAGACAGGAGGAUUCACACUGCAAACUAGAGAUCCUCAAUGUAGAUUAUGGGAGCGAAUCCAGAAUCACAGCUGGACUCCAGAAAUAUGCAUGUAAUCUCACCCUGGACCUUAAUUCAAUAAAUAUACAACUGUCUCUGUCUGAGGAGAACAGAAAAGUUAUGAUUGUGGAUAAAAAGAUGCCAUAUCCUAAUCAUCCGGAGAGAUUUGAGGGUUGGCCUCAGGUUAUGACCAGAGAGCCUCUGGAUGGACGCCAUUAUUGGGAGGUUGUGUCAAGUGGGGAAAGCUGGGUUGGUAUAGCAGUGUCAUACAAAGGAAUCAAGAGAGGAGGUGUUAAUGAUGAGUGUUGUUUUGGAUUUAAUGACAAGUCAUGGAGUCUAGACUGCUUUAAUGAUGAGUACUAUGCUUGGCACAAUCAUAAAAGCUCUGUAAUUCCUGCUCCUUCCUCCCGCAUUAAAAGGAUAGGAGUUUAUCUGGACUGGUCAGCUGGCACUGUGUCCAUGUACAGCGUCUCCGAGACACACACACUGACACACUUAUACACAUUCCAGACCACAUUCACUGAGCCCGUCUAUGCUGCCUUUAGAGUUUAUGACUCAAUAUCAUUUUGUUAAACUGGGCAAGGCAUGGCGAGUUUAUUUAUAAAGCACAUUUUAUACACAGGGCUCCAGACUGCCACCAAAUGGUGGCAUUUUGCCACCAAAAUUUGAGAGUGUGCCACUGAAUUUUACAUCCAGUCGCACAUGUGCGACCAGUAAAUUUGACCUUCUUUUGUGAUGUGACACUGAAUUUGAAAUAUCACAUUGUACUUUCUGCAUCUAUCAUUAAAGUAUUUAUUAGUAAUACAGUGGAAAUUAGUAGAAAUGUGAAUAUUUGGUUAGCAUGUUGAUUUACAGUGUGUGCCCCUAAAUUUUCUGGUUGCGCCCCUAAAAUUUUCAGUUGGGGGCCACUGUGCUCCUAUUGAAAAAUGUUAGUCUGGAGCCCUGAUACACAGUAAUUCAGUGUGCUUUAGAGCCCUGUAUUUCAGCCCGAGCCCGACGGGGCCCGAUCUGUUUACGCCCUUCGGGUCGGGUGUCGGGCCAAUUUUAACGUCACAGCAGAUACGCGGGCCGGACCUCGGGCUUAUUUAGGCUUCUCCAUCUUUUUAUAUUUUUCAAUUUAAUUAAAAGAACCUUUUGACAGACAUUGAUGAUUGCAAAACAAACAUAGGAAGACGUUUAACCUAUCGCAUGAGUCCGCUACGCACAGCCACACAUUUACAAUGCAGCUGUUGCGUAUAACAGCAGGACCUUCAGCGCACCAGGAAAAAUUAUAAAUGGAGUACUAGAUUAAAACCUUGGACACUGUACAUAAUCUAUGCAGACAGCAUCCAAGACAUAAUCUAUUAAAGACUUCUCCCUGUAUUAAUUUCGUGUAAGAAGGCGGUGUCUUUAUUUCUUGUUUGUGUAUGGAUCAACUUUUUUUCGUAGUUUAACUGUUGGAUGGAUACAUGAAUAGCCAUGUUCUGUGGUAAGUCCUUACAUUUAAAAAAAAUGUAUAUGCAUUGCGAAGUUGUUAGAUAAAGUAGCAUGCAUGUUUAUUCUGUUUCAUGUUUAUUUCGUUUCGUUUUAUAUAGCCCUUUUUAUUUUUUUAUUUCUGCGCCCGUUGCAACUGCGAGCAGCAAAGCAACCUGCAUUCGCUUUUUAAAAAUAUAGUGUGUUUAUAAUAAACGUUUAAACUAACAUUGUGAUAUGCUGAAAAUAUAUAUUUUAUAUUGUUGUUAUUAUAGGCAAGUGAAGUGUUGAUUUGAGAGGCUCAAUUCAUCAAACAUGUCAUCAACU